GUUCAAAAUCAAAACAAUCGACAACAGAAAAUUUUGCAAGUGACUCAUCUUCUGUGCAGUAAAAUUUGAUUAUUUUUCAAGACUUUCUAAACUUCUAGUAGCAAAAGUUGCCUAGGCAGAGGACUAAACUGAAUUUAAUUUUUCAAUUUUAAUUACGAAAAAUUCAAAACGGGGAACGAUAUGUCCGUGUCAGCGAUGGAAAAACACUUAUUCAACCUAAAGUUUGCUGUGAAGGAUUUGGAACGGAACGCGAAAAAAUGCGAGAAAGAAGAAAAGGCGGAGAUUCUCAAAACGAAAAAAGCCAUCCAAAAGGGUAACACGGAAGUGGCCAGGAUACACGCAGAGAACGCAAUCAGACAGAAAAACCAAUCGUUGAACUAUCUCCGGAUGAGCGCACGGGUUGACGCGGUUGCCAGCCGUGUCCAAACGGCCUUGACCACUCGCCAGGUCACGAACUCGAUGGCCGGCGUGGUGAAGGCCAUGGACGCAGCUAUGAAGGGAAUGAACUUGGAAAAAAUCUCCGGCCUGAUGGAUAAGUUCGAAUCGCAGUUCGAAGAUCUGGAUGUGCAGAGUUCCUACAUGGAAAACACCAUGUCCCAGACGACAACCACAUCCGUACCGCAGAACGAUGUGGAAUCACUGAUGCAACGGGUGGCCGAUGAAGCUGGUUUGGAGUUGAAUAUGGAACUCCCAAGUGGGCCGGCGUCCACUGCGAUUGGAGCAUCUACGCAGGCUUCGACAGAACAGGAUGAACUUACGGCGCGCCUGGCUCGACUAAGACAGGCUGAAUAAAUAACCCUGUAUCUCGGAUUUAAAUAAUGUAACACAGUGCAUGUUAGGCAUUGGCUGGAAAAAAAAGAGUCGCUGAUGUGCAAAACCGGUUAAAAUGUUGAACUGAAGUGUUGAAUGGGGCAAAGUAUGUAUCAUAUAUUUCUAUGCUGCUCGUUUCAUAAUAGAAGAUGAUAAGCAA
Aedes albopictus (Asian tiger mosquito) is the source of this 970-nucleotide messenger RNA. It is a transcript of the gene Chmp1, whose product is annotated as charged multivesicular body protein 1B2. Lineage: Eukaryota; Metazoa; Arthropoda; Insecta; Diptera; Culicidae. Gene Ontology annotation, biological process: endosome transport via multivesicular body sorting pathway; late endosome to vacuole transport; protein transport. The record is from RefSeq and is a predicted model, not a curated record. The transcript is spliced from 4 exons. Gene Ontology annotation, cellular component: multivesicular body; ESCRT III complex. Bases 181 to 792 code for a protein of 203 amino acids.